AUGGCGUUCAAUGGCGAUGCCAAUGGAGGGCCGCCUGGUCGCAAGACCCGCCCCCGAGAAGGGCUGCAUCUCAGGCCACUGAAUGUUGAGAAGGGGGCGAAAAGAGACUCAUUUCCUCCUCAGACUGCGACAUGGCGAAACAAUCUGAUUGCACUUUCCCAGCGUCGUAACUUGUUGUUUGUUGCGUACAGCCAUCAGAUCUACGUAUGGGAGCCAUCAGGGUCUUUUCAAAUCCUGGGCUCCAAGCCUGAAAUGAUAAUAACACCCGUCAUGAGAAGCCCUCAUAGCGGAGGUUACAUAAUGCCCCAUGCUCCCCAUGCAAUCAAUAACAUCCUCGUGGACGAUUUAGGUCGUGAUGAAGUCCUGCUUCUUGCCACUGAUUCGGGAAACAUCUGUGGCUACCGUGUUGAGGCUAUCUACUCAGCCUUGGAACGCGCUGCUGGUGGCAAUCAGAAGCGGCCUCUUGAUGGUUCUCAUGUUGACCCCUUUUUCGUUGAAUACGUUGACGCCAGUGCAUGGGGACUGGCUAUACACAAGUUUGCUCGUCUUAUUGCGGUGAGCGCCAACACGGGCCUCAUCACUGUUUUUGCAUUUGCGCUCGUGAACCCUGUCUCUGAAAAACAUAGCGACUCGUUCGAAGAAGAGGAAGAUCUCACCGAUUAUGGACAAACCUGGCUGCAUAUCAAGAAUAACACCCAGUUCAUGCAACUGCAACAUCUUAUGCCAGAGAACCGUCGCACGCGCAAUAUAAAACUAUCAUACACGGGUCAUUUCACCAAUAUCCCUUCUGUUUCAUUUCUCAACUGUGACCUGGAUCCUAACGGGAAAUGGAUGGUCAGCACAGAUAUCGACAACAAACUCAUUAUAUGGAAAAUAUGGGAGAGUCUCGAGAGACCAUUCAACGUUUAUCAUUUCAACGACGUCACAUUCAAACCUUUCCCUGAGACACUCCACAAUGAUAGUGAACGUGGCUGGGCUGUUCUGGCCCUUGAUCCUCGCACUUUUCACACGCUCAAGUCUACCCGAGACGCAUGUGGUGGUCAGCCACAACAUCGACUCAAGGGUGGGCGAACUGUUCUUGACCUGACAAACUUAAAUUCUCGAAUUCCAGAUGCAUCACAAUUGUAUAAUUAUUUCCCCCCUGCGGUAAAGCCUGAGCCCGAACAACCCGUGCUGCCGGAUAUAUUUGAACCCGACUGCUGUAUUAGUGGACCAGGAAAUGCUUCUCAGUCGACGGUACAUUCGACAAGCAAGCACCAGGCCAAAGAUGCUGCAGAGCUUCCUCAUCAGAGCACGCGCAUUGGUACAUCACAAGGCCUUGAUCUACCCUCAGAAAGCGCCAACUUGAGUUCUACUUUCACUGGGAAUGCCCGUUUCCUAGACUCUGCUGACACCUUUAGCCACCGGGCCGUCGACGGUUCUGUACAAGAAGAAAACAUGAGCCAGGACAGUAGGGGUUCAAGUGUUGAUUUGAAUGACGACCUCCAGCAUACUACUGACCAGGACGGUGGAAAUGCUAAUGGACACGGCGGUUUGUCAGUCCAAGAAGGCACGAACCCAAACGCAAAUGGUAUCCCUCAUCAUCCCGGACAGGGCCCUUUGACAACGGCGGAGUUUCUUCAGUUUGCACUUCUGGAAGCCCUAGGUGGCGAUAUCCCUGGAGCCGAAGAAUACUUCAACAACAAUAUUGACGAUUAUUCAGAUCUUGACGAGGAUGAUGGCCCUGAGGAUCAAGAAAUGGACGAUGUAGAUGACGGCCAGCAGAGCAACGGCGAUGCGCCGGAAAUGGGGGCUAUUGCAUACCAAGUCUUUGAUCGUAUGUUACGCAGAGCCUUCCCUGGUGACCCUGCUUCCUAUGAGCAGGCAGACAGGCUAACUGCUCUGUCACCGGCUCCAGCUACUGCCAAUCUCAACUAUCCUAAAUUCCCCAUCCUCCACUUCUCCCAGACCGAUAUCCGUUUGAUCCCUUCUCAGAUUGCGCCACAUGCUAGUGUUGUUUGCGGGGCUCCACUUCGACAGCCAUUUACCCAUCCCAUUGUAUCCGUCCGAGCGUGUGACCGCUUCAAUAUGGUUAAAUACAUCCCAGAACAUGGUAUUGUGAUUGCAGCUUCUCAGAAAGGGCGUGCAGCAGUAAUCGCUCUUACCGAAUCUGAAAGUACUGGCCUUGCAUUUAGAGUCGACUGGAUCGUUCCUUUCGAGAGCCAGGAAAAAUAUGGUGAUCGCCCUCUUAUUCCUCUGUUAGGCAUGAGCGUCAGUCCUGUCCAGGGUUUCGAAAUGCCCCCCGACGUACCCUACAUCCCACGUGGGAUAGACCACGAGAAAGAUUUGACAUUCCAUUAUCAAUAUACAAACCAGGAUGAGGCUGGUACUCCACAGCCUAUACCUGCUGAUCAUACCGGGAUAGGGCAUUCCAUGAAGUCUGAUGAAGAUGGCGAGUCAAAAGGAAAACGUACACGUUCAUCUAAUAGUCGAUCUGGAUCUACACCAGAACUGGGACAAUCACCCCAGCUCACAUUACCUGAAUGUCAUGCCUGGGCCACCCACGUCUAUCAACCGGAUGAGAGCUGGCGUGGAUGGAACCCAUCUCGCCGGUAUCGCCUGAUACUCAUGUACGCAGACCAUACAGUCAUGAGCUACGAGUUUUGGUAUGAUUGGAGCACAGGAGGCACUGAUGUUGGGGAGGAGAAUGAUGAAGUGGAGUAUUUGGUUGUAUAGGGAGGAGGAAAAAAAUCACCUGCAAAUAUGUGUUGGCAUAACGGAAAGCGAGUUUGUCGAUGCCCCAUUUGGAGGCGUCUUGUAUUGUACAUCAUUGACGCAUACCUGUUUCGGAGGUUAAGCUCUUGGAAAUACUAGUAGAAUCCAAGUUCAUUUGGAUUCCUGCACAUACAAAUGAUGCUGGGAUUGCCAUUAUCUCGAGUGAUUGCCACU
This is a messenger RNA of Aspergillus wentii DTO 134E9, 2928 nucleotides long. RefSeq lists its product as uncharacterized. The transcript is spliced from 4 exons. The record is from RefSeq and is a predicted model, not a curated record. Lineage: Eukaryota; Fungi; Ascomycota; Eurotiomycetes; Eurotiales; Aspergillaceae. Gene Ontology annotation, molecular function: protein binding. Bases 1 to 2715 code for a protein of 904 amino acids.